Molecule: messenger RNA, 1304 nt
Organism: Brassica napus (rape)
Lineage: Eukaryota; Viridiplantae; Streptophyta; Magnoliopsida; Brassicales; Brassicaceae
Product: probable 3-hydroxyisobutyrate dehydrogenase-like 1, mitochondrial
Exons: 1
Coding region: 189-1184 (331 amino acids)
Molecular function (GO): NAD binding; oxidoreductase activity; NADP binding
Source: RefSeq, a predicted model, not a curated record
ACUUAAAAAAUGUUGAGAAGAUGUGUGUUGUGGACUUGAGAAUAUUAAGAGUGUGAUGGAUGAUGUUUGUAAUGAUGUUUAAUACACUUUAACCUUAACACGUGCUGGCUAAAACCACACGUGCUUGCCUUACCUUCCGUUCAUUCUUUCGAUAACUACUAAAAACCCAUCACUCGCCACACAAUCAAAUGCCACUGCUCCUCCGCCGACCCCUCUCCCCCUCCCUCGUCUCCUCCUUCUUCCUCCGCCGCCGCUCAAUGUCUUCCAAAUCCGAUCCAAUCAGCCCCUCCAACACCCGAAUCGGCUGGAUCGGAACCGGCGUCAUGGGCCGGUCAAUGUGCGGACACCUAAUCAAAGCCGGAUACUCCGUCACCGUCUUCAACCGCACAAUCUCCAAAGCCCAGCCUCUCCUCGCCAUGGGCGCUAACCUCGCCGCCUCGCCGAACUCCCUCGCUUCCCAAUCCGACGUCGUCUUCUCCAUCGUCGGCUACCCCUCCGACGUCCGCCGCGUCCUCCUCGAUCCAAACUCCGGCGCCUUAUCCGGCCUCUCUCCCGGCGGCGUCCUCGUCGACAUGACCACCUCCGAGCCUUCUCUAGCCGAGGAGAUCUCCAAAUCAGCUUCCUCCGCGGGCUGCUUCUCAGUCGACGCUCCCGUCUCCGGCGGAGACCUCGGCGCUAAAAACGGGAAGCUCUCGAUCUUCGCCGGGGGAGACGAAGCAACGGUGAAGCGUCUGGAUCCAUUGUUUCGUUUAAUGGGGAAAGUCAACUUCAUGGGAGGGAGCGGGAAGGGGCAGUUCGCUAAGCUAGCGAAUCAGAUCACGAUCGCUUCGACGAUGGUGGGGCUCGUCGAAGGGAUCGUGUACGCUCACAAGGCCGGGCUCGAUGUGAGGAAGUUUCUAGAAGCGAUUUCGACCGGAGCCGCGGGUUCGAAGUCGAUAGAUUUGUAUGGGGAGAGGAUUCUCAAGAGGGAUUUCGAUCCGGGGUUCUAUGUGGAUCAUUUCGUUAAGGAUUUGGGGAUUUGUUUGAACGAGUGUCAGAGGAUGGGGUUGGCUUUGCCUGGGCUGGCUCUUGCGCAGCAGCUUUACUUGUCUCUCAAGGCACAUGGUGAAGGUGGUCUUGGAACUCAAGCUCUCAUCUUGGCUCUUGAGCGACUUAAUAAUGUCUCUGUUCAACCAAGUGUCUGAUUAUGUUUUUAUGUUGAUUUGGAGAAAAAAGAUUUGAACUUUUGUUGUGUAUCGUUGCUUAAACAUGAACUUUUGCUGGAAUGUGUAUUGUUUAGAUAUAUAGAAGUGUAUUGUUGGUUA